Messenger RNA from Saccharomycodes ludwigii, 1902 nucleotides. RefSeq names its product nucleobase cation symporter-1 family protein. The record is from RefSeq and is a predicted model, not a curated record. The coding region runs from base 1 to 1902 and encodes 633 amino acids. Gene Ontology annotation, molecular function: nucleobase transmembrane transporter activity. Gene Ontology annotation, biological process: nucleobase transport; transmembrane transport. The transcript has a single exon. Gene Ontology annotation, cellular component: plasma membrane. NCBI's taxonomy places the organism in Eukaryota, Fungi, Ascomycota, Saccharomycetes, Saccharomycodales, Saccharomycodaceae.
AUGUCUUUUAUAACACAUAGACUGAAAAAUACAUUCAAAACUCAAGAUGAUAACGAACCAGCUGAAGGGUUUCCCGAUGAAAAUGCUUUGGAGAUAAAAAAAGGAGGAGCAAUUCCAUUUUCUUCUACCCAGCAAGAUGAAGUUUCAACUCUAGGAAGCGAAACUACUGAACUUCCUUGGUAUAAAAAACUUAUUUAUGCACUUGAGUUAGACAAUAGUGACCAUGACAGAAGCGUUCGUGAUUCAUUUUUGUACAAUCAUGAUUUGAGACCUGUUGAGCAGGCACGUAGAAAAUGGUCUUGGUUCAAUUACGUUUAUUUCUGGAUUGCUGAUUGUUUUAACAUCAAUACAUGGCAAAUUGCCUCCACUGGUUUGCAAUGGGGGCUUAAAUGGUGGGAGGCUUGGUUGACUGUUUGGGUUGGUUAUUUUUUGACUGCUUGUUUUGUUGUAUUAAGUGCUAAAAUAGGUUCUAAUUACCACAUUUCCUUCCCAGUUAGUGCUCGUAUAUCUUUUGGUAUUUUUUUCUCAUUAUGGCCUGUUAUUAAUAGAAUUGUUUUAAGUGUUAUUUGGUAUUCGUGCCAAACAUAUUUGGGAAUGGAACCGGUUUCGUUGAUGCUCCAAAGUAUUUUUGGUAAUGAUUUGCCAGAAAGAAUACAUAACCAUAUUAACAGUCCCAAUACAACAACUUAUCAAUUCAUGUGCUUUUUUAUCUUUUGGGUUUGUGAAUUACCAUUCAUUUAUAUCCACCCACAUCAGAUUCGUCACUUGUUUACUGUCAAGGCAUGUUUGGUCCCCUUUGCUGCCUUUGGGUUUUUAAUUUGGGCAUUGGUUAAAUCACAUGGCGAAAUUGCUUUGACUUCUUUAAAUGGCGUUGAUCACUUAUCCACCAAAGAUCACGGCUGGGCUUUUGUAAGAGGCGUUCUAAAUUCCAUUGCAAAUUUUGCUACUUUGAUUGCUAAUGCUCCCGAUUUUUCAAGAUUUUCUGUUACACCCAAGAGUGCUACAUGGUCCCAAUUGUUUUCAAUUCCAUUUUUUUUCAGUGUGACAUCCUUGAUUGGUAUAAUUGUCACUUCUGCAGCUUACAAGCUUUAUGGGGUUAAUUAUUGGUCUCCUGUCGAUGUGUUACAAAAGUUUUUGGAUGAUGGAUUUACCAGGGGUGACAGAGCCGGGGUUUUUUUGAUCAGUUUUGUUUUUUGUGUUGCCCAAUUAGGUACCAAUAUCAGUGCGAACUCUUUAUCUGCUGGUACAGAUAUGACAGCUUUGUUGCCUAGGUUUAUAUCUAUUAGAAGAGGUGGAUAUGUUUGUGCACUUCUAGCCUUGUGUAUUUGCCCUUGGAAUUUGAUGGCCUCUUCUAGCAAGUUUACCGAUGCAUUGAGCGCUUAUGCCGUUUUCCUUUCCUCCAUUGCAGGUGUUAUUUGUUGCGAUUACUAUGUUGUGCGUAGAGGGUAUGUUGAUCUACUACAACUAUACACUGGUGAUCAAAAAAAAAGUAUUUACAUGUAUUCAAAUAGGUUUGGUUUAAAUUGGAGAGCAUUAGCUGCCUACUUGGGUGGUAUCGUUCCAAAUAUGCCUGGUUUUAUUGGUGAUGUAGGAAAUAAUAUAUAUGUACCUCAAGGUGCAAUUUAUUUGUAUUAUUUGAACUAUUUGGUAGGAUACUUUGUAUCAUUUUUACUAUACUUGAUUUUGUGUUAUUUUUUCCCUGUGCCUGGAUCCAAGUUGGGUGAUAAAAACUGGUAUGAAACUUUUAUUAACGUUGAAUAUUUUGAAGAGGAAAGAAAUCAAUUCUUGAACGAUGAUGCUGCACAAAUUGAUUUUUAUGAUGCCGUUGAUGCAGGACAACAAAUUACACCUGCUAUUGACCCUGUUAGUGAAAAAAUCAAGAAUUUUGAAAAUGAAAAGUAG